Molecule: messenger RNA, 2989 nt
Organism: Toxotes jaculatrix (banded archerfish)
Lineage: Eukaryota; Metazoa; Chordata; Actinopteri; Toxotidae
Gene: cdc34b
Product: cell division cycle 34 homolog (S. cerevisiae) b
Exons: 5
Coding region: 571-1287 (238 amino acids)
Biological process (GO): ubiquitin-dependent protein catabolic process; protein polyubiquitination
Molecular function (GO): ubiquitin conjugating enzyme activity
Source: RefSeq, a predicted model, not a curated record
CGUCAUUGCCUGUUUUGAGGAAAGAGAGGACUCCUUUCAACAACAUUAAUCUCUACCCAGUCCUGUGCUGGGACAUUAUCAGCCACAUUUCUGACCAGACCAGACCAACAGUUGUAUUUUCCUUUGUCCUCCGCCUCUCGUAGACAGUUAUAAACAUCGGCGCCACGGUAAGAUCGACUUCAGCACCUCGGCGAGGUAGAGCUUGUCAGCUAGCUUACAUUAGCCAGCCGCUACCAGUAGAUUUACGGCUUAUAUCCGUGGCUGCCCUGCCAGGUAGAUCAACUAAAGCUGGGGGCCACAAUGGUUUGGUCAGUUCACCAGUUUCUGAGUACUGACAUUGGUAAAUAAUUCGUCUGGUUUGAGGAACAAUUCAGCGCUAUCUUUUGUUCGGCUUGCGCGCAGCCUGGUUAGCUUGGCCUGUUUCAUUGUCUCCGAACAUCGAAAACACACAAGUUGUUUUUUUCAGUGUCGGUAGGCUGUUUGGCUAGUUAGGCUAACUUGGCCGUGUUCGUGUAAACAAAACCCGUCAGCUGUCGACUCCAGAUAAUCUUGAAAGCUACCCAGUCCAGUAUGGCGCAACACGACCCCUCUCAUGUAGCCAGUUCACAGAAAGCUCUCAUGUUGGAAAUGAAGAGCCUUCAGGAGGAGCCGGUCGAGGGAUUCAAAAUAACACUGGUGGACGAGGCUGAUUUGUACAACUGGGAAGUGGCCAUUUUCGGACCCCCAAACACUCAUUAUGAAGGGGGAUAUUUUAAGGCUCGGAUCAAGUUUCCUAUAGACUACCCGUACUCCCCACCUGCCUUCCGGUUCCUCACCAAGAUGUGGCACCCCAACAUCUAUGAGAAUGGAGAUGUGUGUAUUUCUAUAUUGCACCCUCCAGUGGACGACCCGCAGAGUGGAGAGCUGCCUUCAGAGAGAUGGAAUCCCACCCAGAAUGUCCGGACCAUUUUACUGAGUGUGAUCUCGCUGCUGAAUGAACCCAACACCUUCUCUCCUGCUAAUGUGGACGCUUCCGUCAUGUACCGCAAAUGGCGGGACAGCAAGGGCAAGGACCGGGAAUAUGUAGAAAUCAUCAGGAAACAGGUUUUGGCCACUAAGGCAGAGGCUGAGCGCGACGGUGUGAAAGUUCCCACUACGCUUGCCGAGUACUGCGUCCGCACGCGCGUCCCGGCCCCCGACGAAGGCUCUGACCUCUUCUAUGACUAUUACUAUGACGACGAUGAUGUGGAGGGCGGGGAUGGCGACUGCUGCUAUGAUGAGGACGACUCGGGCAAUGAGGAGUCGUGACAUGCUUUUUGACAGCAUCUCCAAUCUAGCUGACACAUGCUACCCCCUUUUUUUCUGCCCGGGUUGCCAGAUAUUCUAGGUCUACAACCGAGAAAGAUUUGAAGCUUCCCACUUUUAAACCAAUGAAAAGAGCUGUUUUUCCUAAAUCUCUGAGUUGUUCUCAGAGGCUUAAAUCGAUGCAUCGUUGUGGAAGGGUCAGACCUGGUAAGAUUUGCACCAGCACAAAAGUCACCAGUUUCUCCAAUUUUACAAACAGUUUUCAUCACCACCUAAAACCUUACCUCGAGAGAAUAAUUUAAACUAUUCCUUAAUUAGUUGUUCAGUCCCCUGUACAGUAUAAGGUAUUGUCGGAUUAAUGCCAUUGUCAACAACAGCAACAUUUGCACUGGUGCAAACACUUCCAAACUUUUCUCAGCCUGUCUCUUGCAUAUCUUUAUUUCCCUAAUUGUAAUUGGGUGUUGCUCACCAGUAGUUGGUCUAAGUGACUGGCAAAGGAAAGGGACUUCAAGCAGCCCUGUUUGUGCUGAGCAGUGUGCUGCAAACACAUUGUGAAUCUGACAAGUUUCAAGUCUGACAGGUUUCACGGCCUGACUCGCUUCAAACGGACAGGACAUGACUUGACACGGGAUGGUGUUUUCAAAGUUCCUGUGCAUGCCAGAACAUCUUUGGAAGCUUUGCGUCUCUUACUGGUGAACAGUUUACCUACAUCGUGAUCUGUUUUCAGCCCGAUGAUAACAAGGACUUGUGACAAUGGAGGACUCUCUGCCUAGAGGACCGUCUGGCGAGCUGAGUCAGUUGGUCAAAAUCCUCAUGUGAACAUUUUUUUGCUAACAUGAAAUUGAUCUUUGCUGUGUUUCUUCUGGUUACUGUUGGAUGUGUUUCUCUGUCAUUUUGAGUGUGGGGAUAUGUUAUUUGAAGUAGCUCAGAUGUAAGAGUCGUGUAGGAUGACCAAGUUUUGCAGGAUGGGGGUUGGGGGGGGUUGGGGGUGGUGGGCAGAUCACAUUACUGAUCAGAACUGUAUUUCUCCUCAGGUUUGCUCUCUGAGCGGCCUGAAGGAGCCAAAGACCGAAACCAGUGUAAAAGAAAGCCCAACAUAUUUUAUUGACUGUUUGUUGUAUUCUUGUCUUUGUUUGCUUUCUUGCCAGCUUUGUUAUUUUAGUCUCUUUCUUUGGGUAGACAUUAUGCCUGCAGUCUCUGCUUGAGAAUGAUUUUUGUGAUGAGAUUAUUAGGUUUAAUUGGCAAAAAAGCUUCUGUAGGAAAAGUGUCUGUCAAAAGGUGUUGUUGCAGUAUCAGUCAGGAUUAUCAAACUUGAUCAGCCCUGGAAGUGAAGAAGAAGAAGAAGGCCACCAUGUUUAAUUUUCAUUUCAAUUCUCUGUUAGUUAAGAGUGGACGGGUUUUGAUAUGAUUUUUAGAGUGUAUGGGUAUUCUCUGUAUUUUUGCAUCAGCAAUAUUGAUUGUUUCGUUUGCUUAAAUUGGGAUUUCAUACUGAAUUUCUCAGGAUAAUGAAUUACACAUGACAAAACAAUUAAAACAAGCAAAUAUUUUCCUCUUUAGGUGGUCUGCAGCAUUGGUUUACAGCUUCAACUAUAACUGAUAUGCACAUGUAGCUGUAUGGAUGAUCACCAUGUUGUUUUAUUCACCUGUGUUUAUUUUUUAUUUUCCGCUAUUUAAAACUGAUAAAUAAAGAUUUAUUGAAAAAAGA